GAUACUGUUUUCAAAAAAAAAAAAAAAAAAAAAAGCUCUUCAACGAAUUUACUACAUUGAAAUUGAAAACCCUAUGAAAUGAAUUUACUACACCUGCCUAAACAAAUGUAAUUUAUUCAUCCAAUUAUCAUUCUCAAUCCCUUCUUUCUCAAAGAAUUAGUACAUCGUCUCCACUUGUUUUGUCAUUCAUACAUUAAUGGCGAUGAUGAUGGAUUCAAAUGUGCUGAAUGAAGGAUUCGCAGUUGGGUGUGUGCUUGCAAUCAAGACUACUUUAGGUGAAGAAUUUGAAGCAACAGUUAUCACCUUUGAUCGACUCUCCAACAUCCUUGUUCUUCAAGAGGGUUCUAAAUCAGGCUCUAGAAAGAAUUUAAGGCUUUUGAAAGCUAACUAUAUUAAAGAAUUUACCUUUUUGCACCAAGUUGAAGAUCCUCUGGAUAUCAAAAGUUGUUAUCUUGAUCUUGCAUCUGUUCAAGCUAGAGAGGAAGCUGCUAUUAGGCAAGCUGAGAUUGAAGCUGAGAGGAUUGGAGUUGGGGUGACUACUGAGGCUCAGAGCAUUUUCGAUGCGCUGUCAAAAACGCUUCCUGUGCAUUGGGACAAGACUGUUAUAGUCGUGAUGGACCAAGUACGAGUUAGUAGUCCUUAUAACCCUGAAUCUGUCACCGGAGGCACUCCAGCAGCAAAUGAUCGCGUUAGAAAAGUGCUCGAACUUGAGAGGAAGAGGCUGCAUUCUCGUGGGUCUGCUUCAUAAUCACGUUACCGUUUUGAUCAAUAUAAUUGCUGUCAGAAGAAGACCAAAGGUAUGAUCUAGGAGGGGCUUCAUUUGCGGAAUCUCCAGAUGCUCCCGAUGCUUGAAUGAAGGAUGCUGAUAUUUAAAUCGCUAAAUCUUGUAGCUGAUGUCAAGAUAUCUGCACGAACCGAAUAUCUUGUAAGGCAUUUUAAGAUAGUCUGAAACGGAGUGAGAAUUAAUUUGCUUAGUGUGUUGCAUAUGUUUCUUCUGUUUCUCUUUAUCUAUUUGCACAAGGACGGCAGGACAUGAACUGUGAUUAAUUUUUCGGAUAUCAAAUGUUGUACUGUUGGAAAAUCCAA
Molecule: messenger RNA, 1086 nt
Organism: Amaranthus tricolor (Joseph's coat)
Lineage: Eukaryota; Viridiplantae; Streptophyta; Magnoliopsida; Caryophyllales; Amaranthaceae
Exons: 5
Coding region: 197-748 (183 amino acids)
Source: RefSeq, a predicted model, not a curated record